Messenger RNA from Bipolaris maydis ATCC 48331, 768 nucleotides. RefSeq lists its product as uncharacterized. The record is from RefSeq and is a predicted model, not a curated record. NCBI's taxonomy places the organism in Eukaryota, Fungi, Ascomycota, Dothideomycetes, Pleosporales, Pleosporaceae.
GCGGCAGCCAUCGCACCGGCUGUACAGGACCUCGCUGAUCUAAGGAGCAUGAUCAAUGCGGCGGCGAAUUCUAUUGGGGGCCCCGAUAACGCAGUCUUUGGCUUCGGUUUCAGCAGCCUGGUUGGCAGUAACUCAAUGGACACUGCCGAUCUCGUGAACAAUAUCACCAGCACUAUCCUGAGAGGAAAGUUUCAGCUCGACACAAACAAGACCGAAUGGCUCACUGCUGUAAACACGGUCAAUGUCUCCGUUGCCAUCAACUCUACGUCACCUUCAAACACGACGACACCUACACUCUCACUGAACGCGAGCGGGAUCACUCCAACCGUCCUUCCUACUGCAACACUCACGUUCGGUAACGUAACAAGCGAUCUCACCAAGCCAUACCUCGAAUACGUCCAGUCAAUUCCCAACCUGAGCAACAACCUGACGGCACUCGGACGUAGGUUCCACAGUGAAAUGAACGCUCCCGUCAGCGACGCCAUUAGCAGCCUGCAGCUGACUCUUACGGUAUUCCAAAUAGCGAUGCUAAAAGCCAACCUCAUCACUUCUCUAGCGGUACUACGUACAAUUCGCGCAAGCAGUGGUCUAGAAAGUGCACAAGCAGCAUGGGGUCGCCCACUCAAUCUACCAAGCGGCGAGGGUGACGAUGCUUCUGCCGAGCUAUCUGAGACUCUGCCGAGCAGCAAGGCGUUGACAGCAAGAGGUCAAUUGAAAAGACCACAGCCUGAGAACGGGAGAUUCUACACGCACCAGGAGCUUUGGAAU